AUGAAUCAUAUCCUGCUAUCCAAGCUCUCCUGGACGGACAAAUCGCCUGUCCUCAAAUUGCACCUCCUUCAUUCAUGGACGGCUGGAAACCCUGCUCGGCCCGGCGGAUUCACGGAGCGCGCAACACUCUGGACGGACGAAUUGGGAGUAUUGGUGCAGGGCCUUGCCCCGAAUCAAAUAUCGGCCCAGCUCGAUGAAGUUCUUGCUGUCGGCACCGUGUACUUCGUGACUAAGUUUUUCCAGCGCAAAUCAAGGAAACGUUGGGCGGCCUGCUCCAACGAGCGCGUGCUGAGUUUUACGUCAAACACCUCUUUUGUUCCAUCCACCGAAGACAAUUCAACCUUCUGUCCCGAUAGCUUUGAAUUUCGCCAGUUAGAAGACCUACACGCCAUCGCUUCACUGAAUGAAGCUUUAGUGGAUGUUGUUGGUCGGCUGGUCUCUGCUACGCCUGUUGGCUAUGUACAGAAACAAAAUCGGUCCAUAAAGAGGCAGACCAUUGUAAUUCAAAAUGAGAGAGAAACCUCCCUGUCAGUCACGCUGUGGGAGGAAUUUGCAGAGAGGCUGGUACUACCAGACCUCAUUCAGAUGGAUGGUGCCGCACCGGUUAUUGUGGCAUUUACCAGUCUCAAUAUUUCAGUUUGGCGUGGGACUGUCAGUGCUUCCAACAGCUCCGCAACUCGCAUUGUGAUGCUGCCACCAGUACCACAGGCCCAGGCCCUUGCCCUUCAUUUUGGCAAUGCUGCGGGAGCCAUCGGUGUCAUCCCAACUGAAAUUGAUACUCCUGAGAAGGCAAUGACAGUCUACCGUGAAUCCUUUAGGACUAUUCCCGAGCUUCAAACCAUUCAGUCCACCUCUACCAUGGGGGGGAAAUUUCGUUGUACUGGCAAGAUCACCGACAUAGAUAUGUCGCGCCCUUGGUGCUACCUAGGAUGUUCCAUCUGCUGUAAAGCUGCUGUAACGCGUGAUGCCCCAUUUUGGUGCGACAAAUGCGACACUACGGUUCACCCGCAUCAGCUCAAACAGUGCUUUCGCAUCCGGCUCAUGGUCCAAGCUGGGUCUGCUUUCGCACCUUUUGUGCUUCUUGGCCAAACUGCAAAAACCCUUUUGGGGGUGUCGGCAAGUGCUCUUUUUGCUGCUGCCCCAGAUCGAGGUGGUGGUUACCCUCCAGAGAUAGAAAACUUGCUUGCCAAGGAAUAUACCUUCCUGCUUAACCUCCCUCUAGGCCAGUCUGCGGACCCAAUGGACGAUUUCUGCGUGUCCGGUGUUGAAAGGGAUGAACAGCCCUUCACCCUCGGCAAAAGAACGCAUGGACCUCGCUUUGGGAACAAAAAUGGGAGUGUCAUCGCCACGGUUGCAGAGCUCUUCCAUACCAGCUCUAGAGUCUCAAAGCAAGCGCCUUCGCGACACUGCACCGAGUUGCCUUCUUCUUACAACACCUCUACGGUGAACGAAGCUUUUGUUCAGGAAACUGAUCAAUUCAGGGCCCCUCGACCACUGCAGACGUUAGACAUGAGCAAGUUCGUUGGCGGUACAGCCACUGCGGCCUUCAAUGCAGUGCUCUCGGCUGUAAAUGCACCCUCAACACCUGUUAAGACCUCUGAGAACUUGGGAGCUGCGGAGGUGCUUCCCGAUCUAAAGCCAAACGCCUCACCUGGGCUAAAUAAUACGGUGGUCGGGAUGCACAUUUCCACCCUAGCAUGCACGGAAGAGAUAAAGGAGCCACCCCGUGACUCUCAAAGCCUGGAGUCGCAUCAAGUGCAGCCACAAAAUUCCGGGGACAAUGCUUCACCUUCUGCUGGAAUGGGUCAUCCCCAUAUCCAUGGAAACUCAUUAGCGGUUGCAGAUCUGUCGAAAACAGUACCACCAUCUAUGUUGCCUAUUAACCCAAUAAAUCACCCUCUUGCUAAGGUCAAGAUCGAGAAACUGGAAUCCUCACUCGGGAACAAAACAAAUCCCUCCAAGAACUCUGAUGACUUGCCCAUCUCCCACCUGAAGUCGAGGACUUCCAGCUCCAAGGGUAAAGCUGUGGUCAAAAAACUCUUCUAG
Molecule: messenger RNA, 2046 nt
Organism: Linum trigynum
Lineage: Eukaryota; Viridiplantae; Streptophyta; Magnoliopsida; Malpighiales; Linaceae
Source: the annotation of a GenBank genome assembly